AUGGUUCGCCUCGAUCUGACUCAAGAAGAAAAAGAACAAUUAAUUCAACUCUGUCGCAACACGUACAAAGAUAAUCAAACUGAAUUGAACAAUGUUCGUGAGUUUGAACACGAAUAUGAAUCACAGAAUGCCCUGCGAUGGUAUACACGAGAAGCCUUUGUCUAUCGUAUGAUAAAUAAAGCCUUUCGAAUGAGAAAUGUUGAAGUUCUUCUUCUCUUUCGAAUGAUCAUUCAAGACAUUCAACAACAGUUGAUACAGGAACAACUACAAACGACUGUAUGUCUUUAUCGGGGUCAAUUAAUGUCGAAGGAGGAAAUAAGUGAACUAGGUCGAUUAUCAGGCAAACUCAUUUCAAUGAAUUCCUUCCUAUCUACAAGCAGGAGUCGGGCAUAUGCAGAAAUGCUUCUUGAUGGAACAGAUUCCGACAUCACAAAGAAAGGCGUUCUUUUCGAAAUUGAAGCGGAUCCUCGUCUACCGAAUAUGAAACCAUUUGCUGAUAUCUCUCGAUACUCGCAGUUUACCGAUGAGCAAGAGGUUCUCUUUAUGGCAGGAUGUAUAUUCCGAAUCGAAGAAGUUCGUCAGGACGAGACAAUGACGUUCAUUAAAUUGAUAUUAUGUAGCUCUGAUAAUCAUGAGUUGAAAGAACUUUUCGACCAUGCUAAGCAAGAGACGGGCAGUGUGGUUACUCUCCACUCAUUGGGUGUUAUACUGGGAAAAGCCGGAAAACUGGACAUAGCGGAAAAAUGUUGCCGUGGGUACUUGAAAGGGCUCCCGAACGACGAUCCGCUAAGAGCUGAGUGCUACCACUCCCUAGGAAACAUCUUGGAAAAGCGUGGAGAGUAUGACGAAAGCCUUGGAACACAUAAGAAGUGUUUGGAGAUUCAAGAACGCACAUUACCUACAAGACAUCCAGAUACCGCCAAAACUCACAAUAACAUGGCGAAUGUGUAUUAUCGAAAGGGCGAUUAUCCUCGUGCACGUACAUCAUACGAGAAAGCAUUGAGUAUAUUCAGGAAGGCGUAUGGCCAAGACAAUGCGAGUGUUGGUGGAUGCUUGCACAAUUUGGGUAAUGUGUACUCCAAGGAGGGAAAGUAUGAGGAAGCUUUACUUCACUAUCGACAAGCAUUGGUUAUCUAUGAGAAAGUUCUUCCUGAUUCACAUAUGCACUCGGCUGCGUGUCACAAUUGUAUUGGAGAUGCUCUGCGUUCCUUAGGGCAGUUCGAUCUCUCAAUGGAGCAUGUCAAUAUAUCUCUUAAAAUGAAACUUAAAUCGCUUCCAGCAGAUCAUGUUGACAUUGGCACAAGCUAUAAAAACAUAGGUCUCACUCACGAACAGAAAGGCGAAUAUGAAGAGGCUCUUCGUAAUUGUGAAAAGGCAUUUGCUAUCUUUUCUCAUUCUCUUUCACAACAACAUCCACAUGUUACCAAGAUCAAGGAAGACAUUAAUCGUAUUAAGGCAAAGUUGAAAUGA
Messenger RNA from Didymodactylos carnosus, 1470 nucleotides. The record is from the annotation of a GenBank genome assembly. NCBI's taxonomy places the organism in Eukaryota, Metazoa, Rotifera, Eurotatoria, Philodinida, Philodinidae.